CCAGUGUUGAACACAAAGAUGACUGAAACAAUGAGGACGCUAAUGCUGUUGUUGGGGAAAAUGUUACUAUCAUGGCUCUGGUUGGCGGACAGUCGCCAUGUGCUGGAGUGCUGUAGCACAUGGGAUGUUGCAACGAGACUUAACACUCACUCGGUAACACUUGCACGAAAAGAUCUGACGCAGACUCGUUUAUUGAAACCGUUUUGGACCAGCACCGGAUUGUGCCCACCGGAGCCGCGCAAUGCAAGUGAAGCUUUUUUGCUAUCGCAAGACACGUUGACAAACCUGGAGCUCAUUGGAUCUCUGCCGGCUCGUGGUUUUAGCCAUGUGCGGAUCCAUUGGCUUCUAGAGCUUCUUGAAGUUUCGGAGGAGAGGAACCACUUUCGAUAUAACUUUACCGCGUUAGAUAUGUUGAUAAAUCAUCUGCAUAAUGUAGAACUUUAUCCUGGAUUUGAGUUGAUGGGCAUACCGAAAGGCUAUUCUGAACUACCCUGCAGGAAAACAUUUUGGACGGAUUUAGUACAACAACUAGUGGAAAGAUAUACAGAUCGGUACGGUUUGCAGUACGUAGCAGGAUGGAGAUUUGAAACGUGGAAUGAACCCGACUUACGAAGCUACAAUUUGUUGAACUUUACCGUAAAUGACUAUUUAUCGUACGUAUUUGCCGUCCGGAAAGGCUUGGAUGUAAUGAGUCAAAGAUUUAGUGCUUUAAAUUUGGGCAAUGAUCCUAUGAAAAGGGUGAAGUUUCCUUUGUACGGUCCAGCGGGUCUAUUUAAAUCAGCGCAACAUCAUCCUUUCUGCUGGUCUGUGCUGGAAGUUUGUAAUUCAACCACUCCACACAGCUGUCCAUUCGAGACGAUCACCUUUCAUCGUAAGGGAAGCGGACGUUGGGCUUCCGAAGUGCUCGACGGUGGUCGACAGUUGCUGGAAGAUGUGUUGAAAUGGUUCCCAAAUGUUAAACGUCUAAGCUUUGCCAAUGAUGAAGCCGAUCCAAUCGCUGGUUGGUCCACGGCCCGUCCGUUUCAGGCGGAUGUGCGUUACGCAGCUAUGCUUUUUUCGAUAGUCACUCAACAUUGGUCCGCAAUUACCGACGGGGAUGACUUUCGACAGCACUUACAGUUUCUGUCCCACGAUAAUGCAUUCCUCAGCUACUAUCCGUACGUGUUCGAGCAGCGCACACUGUUUGCACGGUUUCAGAUGAAUCUUACCAAUCCGCCACAUGUGCAGUUCGUGGUAAAGCCAGUGUUUUCUGCACUAGGAAUGCUAGCGAACUUGGCUCCACUCGCUGGGCCAACACAUUACCUAGAGGGUAAUGUUUCGUACUUAGCCUCGAUUGAUGAACAUAUGACGUAUCUUUGCAUGCUAGCAUCACGAUCGAACGAUAGCUUCCCUUUACAUGAGAAACGAUCGCAUUUGAAUAUUUCCAUCCCUACCGAUAUGUUGAUCGGAACUCGCCUCAACUACCUGCUAGAAGCUGUGCAGGAUGGUCGAAACGAUCCAUUUCGUGUGUGGCAGUGGCAAGGCAAGCCACCGUACCCAACAACCGAGCAGUUUGCUGCUAUGCGUGAAGUUCAGCUUCCAAGCAUUUUGCUGGCAGGAUCUCAGAAUGUUCAGCGUGGAAAAGGAUUGUCAAAUAUUAAUCUUUCCUUAAACUUGCGCGCUCCUUGGAUUGUUAGCGUACGGGUAUGCAGUGAUGAUUAUGCUCUCCCUGGACAAGUUUACGGUGUGCGGGUAAGGAUGGUGUUUCAGGAUGAAGUGUUAAUACAUUGGAAAUUGUCAACGGAUGGAUUGAAGGAUCAUCGGUAUGUGUGUAUUCGAACGUAUCAGAUUUGGUUUAAAUCUACACGCUCAACUGAUGCUAAACGGAAGCACAAAUGGUGUAUUAUUAAUAGGUUUAUACAUACACCUUUCAUGUUUUAUCAGUAUGUUAGUAAAAUCAGGCCUGUUAGUGGAAAACGAGACAUCAGUUCCGUAUGCUCUGGUGUGGUAGGAUACUACAAGGUGCGUGCCGUUGAUUUUUAUGGUCGGAAAGGACCAUUUUCUACACCGGUUCAUUAUGGGACCAACGCAACGUUUCACUUUGGUUCAUCAAAGGAGAAACAUAUCAACUAACAUGAUGAAGACAAAACGGUAAUGGCUUGUGCAAACAAUGUCCAUUUUUUAUGCUAUAAAAAGUUUCGAUUGAGGCACAUUAUAGCAGUAGGGAACCAUCUCAUCUACUAGCUCCACAUCGUAUUAAAGACAUCUAACAUCAACAACACGCCAGACGUUAUCCAGUGAUUGAAGAACAAAGUCCUAGAAUCUUGCUGCUUUGCUCAAGCACAAAGAUGCAGCACUAAAGAGGUCCAUCUAAAUGUUACUCAAUUCGACGCAAACGACAAAUGCACCAAGGUUGAGGCCGCCAAUAUUUGACGCAUCAAUGUAGACCAGCGGUUGGCAAAGACAGGCCCGUGGGCCAAAUACGAUCCUCCACAACAUUCAAUUAGGCCCGCGAAAUAAUUUGCCUUAUUUUGAAAGUUAUUAAGAAACAAUUCGGAAGUAAAUUACUGAACAGAUUUUAGUAUUACAUUUUAGUGUUGGGAAAUACGAAUACUAAGAGGGAUUCGAAUCUUCGAAUCCUAAUCCCUCUUUGGGUAAUGGGUAAUUUUCAUCAAUUGAUUUAACUUUAUCAUUAAGCCACAUUUACUAAAUUAUUCUCCUUUUAAUCCAUCAAAAAUGAUAUUAAAAACGUUUGUUUUCAAUAGCGAUUCAAACGAUUAGCGGAUUUCUCGUAAAUCCUAUUGGAAACCAAUCGAUAAUAGAUUGCGAUCGUAAUCCCAAUCGAUUUGCAACCGAAUUCCAAUGGAAUCGCUAUCGAAUCCCCAUCGAAACAUAUAAACGGGAUCCGAUCCGAUCGAAUCUUUGUAGGGAAUAAAUCUUCGAAACUUUCUACUCCCGAACCGCCAAACACUAUUACAUUUCAAAUUGUCCCCCACUUUCAACAUUCAUUAUAGUAAUAUGGAUUGAGGAAAGUAUCAUUACGGUCGAACUCGAGGUUAAAAUUCUCGUAUGUGAAGCAUACAUUAUUAUUAUUAUUAUUUUAUUAUUUGAAAGUGUCCGCCAAAGUGGCUUAACAAAGUGUGUGAUUAAUGUUAGUUGACGAGAGGAAAUAAGGAUGACGGGUACAGGUUACAUGGACUGGAGUGAAGAAAAAUCACGAAGACGUGAACGUAAUCGAGACACUUGGACAUUAAAGUCAAAUAAUUGAUAAAAGUUGUUGAUAGCCGAUAGAGCUCGGAGAAAAGGAUCGUUCGAACCGUAGCGGGUCUGGCGGGAUGGGAUGGAUAGGGAAGGUAUAUCAUGAAGGCGACGAGAGGGCGCAUAGAGAGUAAUGGCGGAUAAGAGGGAUGGGAUGACAAGUUCAUUUAAAAGGAGAGCUGAGAUGAAACUUGCAGGGAUGUGGGAAUGUCUAUCUUCGAUGGGGAGUAAUCUAAGAAGGCGACAUCGGAUAGAAUAUGAAGGAAGGGAUUGAUGAGAACCGAGAAGGAAGCGUCUACUCGAGUGAACUUACGCUGGACACUCUCCAGCCUGGCCAUCGCUGUCGCGCCUGGAGGAGAUCAAACAACGGCGACGUAUUCCAAGAUAGGUCGGACCCAGUAGCAGAGACUUUAAGCAUAGGGUAUCGCGGAUUUCAGAAGCGAGUCUUAUAAUGAGUCCCAAUGACUUGUUGGCCUUGUUCAUGACAUGAUCAACAUGUGUAUUAAAGAACAGCUGCUCGUCCAGCCACACAACCAGAUCCUUUACCGACGAUACUCGACGUAUGACAGUAUCACAUAGGGAGUAGCUGAACGGAAUGAACGCAGAUCUGGUAAACGAAAUAACGCAACACUUAUUAGGACAAAGGUGAAGGCCAUUGUUGUUACACCAAACAGAGAAGGAGUUCAGUAAAUAAAACGAAAUGAAGGGGGCUGAUAACACUUCCUUGAGGGACUCUAGAGAGGCCCGUGAAAGAAUCUGACAAGCAGGACGAAACUCUAACACAGAUAGGAUUUGAACCAUGACAGUAAUCGACCUCCGACACCGAGUCUUUCGAGUUUGGUAAUCAAGGGGUCAAGGGGGAAACUGUCGAAGGCAGCCUUAAAAUCCGUGUAUAUGGCAUCAGUUUGGCGACCAGAUAUCGUAUUACAGAGAACAGAAGAAACAAAACCCAUAACGUUGGAUGAGGUUGUGCGUUGGUUGUGGGAAUGAAACCAUGUUGGUGCGGAGAGAGGUGUCCAACGAUGGUAGAAAGGAUGGAUUUGUGCAUCAAGGAUUCGAGGACUUUGGACGGUGAACAUAGUAGGGGGAUGCCGCGGUAGUUAGCCCCCACACAUCGGUCCCCCUUUUUAUGUAUGGGAACCAACCACGCGGACUUCCAAUUAUAUCUACACGACAAUAAAAUGAGCAUUUGAAACAGAAGCGAUUAUUUAAAAAAUCCUCAUUAUUUUUUGCGGCAUGGAAGGACGGCUUCAUUAAGAAGCAAUAUUGCACCUUUGUUGUUUUCAUUCAUUUCAUUUCAUUACAAUUUAACGUACUCUGUUGCCGAUCCUUAACUGACGAAUCUUUACAAUUAGUUUUAAUAUGAGAAUCACUAAUUUGAAACCUUCUUGUCUGUAUGAUAUAAUUACAAAAAAACAACAAUCGCAUCCGA
This is a messenger RNA of Anopheles arabiensis, 4669 nucleotides long. RefSeq names its product alpha-L-iduronidase. The transcript has 7 exons. Gene Ontology annotation, molecular function: L-iduronidase activity. Lineage: Eukaryota; Metazoa; Arthropoda; Insecta; Diptera; Culicidae. The record is from RefSeq and is a predicted model, not a curated record. Gene Ontology annotation, biological process: carbohydrate metabolic process. Bases 19 to 2112 code for a protein of 697 amino acids.